AUGUUAGAUACUGCUAAACGAGACAAUGAACCUUCUUUACUGUCAACGACAGCUUUAGACGUUACAUGGCCAUUGUGGAUAAGUCUGAUGUUGCAAAAAUUGAAAACCGCUUGGGUGCUUCCGGCUGUAUGUUAUUCGGUUGUAGUAAACGUCGUGGUGCCCGAGUUGGGGAAUCUUUUACUAGCACAUGUAAUGUAUGCAUCUGCAUCCGAAUUGAUUCGUAGAAUGGAUCCAAAGAAUUUGGUAAUAAAUUUAACUCUUGCGUAUUAUAAAUCGGACAAUAUAAUAUCACCUCUAUACGGUGUAUUCCUAUCAAUGUUAAUACAACAGUUAGAACUGCAACAAGAACUGCAGCAAGAACUGCAGCAAGAAAUGCAACAAGAACUGAUGCCGCAACCAUCAUCAUCACCGCUACCAUCACCACCGAUACAACAACAGCAACAAUCACUACUACUGCAGCAACAACAAUCACUACUGCAGCAGCAGCAACCGUCGCAACCGUCGCAACCGUCACAACCGGCGCCGCAGCCAACCAUUGACAGAAUGCAAGAAGAAAACAGACAAUUCAUGACUAGACUCACCAACAUGGAGACUAUUCUCAAAGCGCCACCGGUGAGACGACUGUCUCGCCCAACCCCACCAUCACCGUCGACUCUUGUUGCCUACGACGACUCUUCCGAUUCAAGCGUAGAAACGAAAAAGAGUUCGAGAUCACAGAAACGAUUAAAUCGCAUAAGCGAACGAAGAAGGUCACAGCGAAAGAAUAGUGAACCUCUGUUACCAUUGCGAGAAAACGUCAGUGUCGAUGACAUGCAAAGAUUAAACCUCGAUGAAAAUGACAGUUACAUGCAAUCAAAAGAAGACGCCAAUGACACACAAAGCAUCCACGCUACUAAUACAAACCUUCAUACAUCGAGCACUCAUACAACGUAUGACGAAAAAUCCCUUUCUCAACAAACCGAACAUUACACAAAACGCAUCAAUGACGAAGUACCACUCAUGGAUCCACUCCAAUCAUAUGACCUGACUCACAUCAGUACCGGUGGAGUAGGCAAAGUGUAUAAAGCAACGCAUAAGCGAAGCGAUCGUGUUAUUGCAAUUAAAGCCGUACCGAUAACGUCUUCCAAGUUAAUACAUUUGACUUAUGCUGAAGUGUUUGCAUCGAAAGUGUUGAGACAUCCGAAUAUAGUGUCGUUUUAUAGUAACUGUAGAAACCAAGACGAUUUAUGCUUAUUGAUGGAGUAUUGUGAGAGGGGUAAUUUGUUAAAAGUGAGGAGUAAGAAACAGGAAUGCAAGAUGGAUGAAAAAGAAAUUGCAUACGUCAUUAGAGAAGUUGCCAAGGGGUUGGAAUAUAUCCAUACUCAAGGUUUUGUACAUCGAGAUAUAAAAGCGCAGAACAUUCUUGUUACUAUUGAUGGCAAGAUAAAAAUAGCUGACUUUGGCUCAAUUUCACUUCACCCCCGAGCACAUCUCAAACUGGGUACUCUUUAUUGGAUGGCACCGGAACUUCUCUCCGACAAGCCCUACGACAACAAAAUCGACAUAUGGUCUCUUGCCAUUACGGCGAUUGAACUGCUCGACGGUCAUCCACCCUGGUUUCCACUCAGUCAACGACGAGUAGUCGAAUUGAUCAAAACAGUUGGAACUCCGCCGAUACCGAGUAAUGUGUCACAAGAAUUCGAAGCCUUUUUGAGAAGUUGUUUGGUGGUCGACGUGAAGGAACGUCCGAGCGCGAAAAAUCUGUUAUGGUGUGAUUUUUUGAAAAGUGGUAUUGGAAUCAAAAUAUAA
Molecule: messenger RNA, 1788 nt
Organism: Paraglomus occultum
Lineage: Eukaryota; Fungi; Glomeromycota; Glomeromycetes; Paraglomerales; Paraglomeraceae
Source: the annotation of a GenBank genome assembly